This is a messenger RNA of Amphimedon queenslandica, 1670 nucleotides long. RefSeq names its product PCI domain-containing protein 2-like. Gene Ontology annotation, cellular component: transcription export complex 2. The coding region runs from base 363 to 1637 and encodes 424 amino acids. The record is from RefSeq and is a predicted model, not a curated record. The transcript is spliced from 19 exons. NCBI's taxonomy places the organism in Eukaryota, Metazoa, Porifera, Demospongiae, Haplosclerida, Niphatidae. Gene Ontology annotation, biological process: transcription elongation by RNA polymerase II; post-transcriptional tethering of RNA polymerase II gene DNA at nuclear periphery; poly(A)+ mRNA export from nucleus. Gene Ontology annotation, molecular function: RNA binding; double-stranded DNA binding.
UAGAUUUAAGAGCAUCUAGCAGUGAGCCAAAAGUAGCUCCUCCUUUACUGUCAACAUCAUCAGCUCUGGACAACCACUCGAAGAGGCAUUCAGUUAAACAAUCAUCUGUUGUGUCAUAGACUUUUUUAAUGUCGUCGAGUGUGUCCUUGUGUAAUCCUAGUGUCAGUCCAAGCUCGUGCCAUCUCUCUUGAGGGAAACCUCAUACUUCCAAAAGACAAACAACAUUUGACACUUCAUCUAUUCAUACAAAAUAAAACGUAUUGUAUAAAUAGUGAAUGAAUAUUACUGACCAGGUGUCCACUGAUAAGAGUAGAGAGGAUUUUUAGGUGCCAUAGCAGAUUAGCCUAACUAUAGAAGAAAGGAUGUCAGUUGAGAAGAUACCAGUUGGUUGUAAUGCAAAUAAAAAGGGAGGGGCUCAGUUUAGGGAGUCAUAUUUAACCCUCAAUAUGGCAGCUUUGGAUCAAUUCCUGAUGCAUGUUGAUAGGUCUAUUAAAGAAUGUGAUGGUGAACUAUUAUCAGAGCUUGUAGCUUUAAAAGACUCUCAUGUAUUUAAUGGAGAUGCUGAGUCAGCAUGUCAGGUUAUUUUAGACUCUCCUUAUGAUGAAAUGUUAGCAGCUCACAUAAGGUGUGUUCAUUCAUUAGCUAAUGGACAUUUUGAUGAAGCAUUUGCUUGUCAAACAUUAGUAGUACAAUCAUUUUGUAAAGGAUUCCAGGCACAGAAAGAAGAAAAUUGGGGUCUGCCAGUUCUUCAACAAGUUGUUCUUGAUUUAAGAAGAAUCGCUUUAAAAGCGGAGUCUGUUGCUAAGGAGCGAGUUGGUGUUGUCAAGGGAAAGAAAGAAGGUGAGAUAUUGGAAAGAGCUGCCGAACAAAUCAUGAGCUGUUUUCGUGUCUGUGUCUCUGACAGUCGUACUUCACUUGAUAAUACUAAGAGAUGGGGUACUCUUGGAAUCGUUAAUCAAUUAUUUAAAAUUUAUUUUAAGCUCAAUAAGCUCCCAUUGUGUAAGCCUCUUAUAAGAGCAAUAGAUAGUUCUGAUAUCAGAGAUGAGUUCAGUAUCAGUCACAGGGUAACAUACAAAUAUUUUGUUGGGAGGAAGGCAAUGUUUGAUAGUGAAUAUAGAGCAGCUUCUGAAGCACUUCAGUUUGCUUUCUCUCAUUGUCAUAAAUCUUGUCAUCAUAAUAAGAAGCUGAUUCUUACUUAUCUAAUACCAUUAAAGAUGAUGUUUGGUCAAAUGCCAAGGAAAGAAUUAUUGGAUGAGUAUAAUUUAUUACCUUUUUAUGAUGUAGCACUAACUGUUAGUACUGGUAAUCUUUACAUGUUUGCGAAAGCUUUGGAGGAGCAUGAGGGUUUCUUCAUUAAGGCUGGUAUUUAUCUAAUAUUGGAAAAACUAAGGACUGUCGCAUUAAGAAACCUCUUCAAGAAAGUUUGGAUAUUGCUUGGCAGGAUUCAUCAGUUAGAAUUGAAAGCUUUUGAGGAUUCAUUGAAAUUAAAUAAAGAGGAUGAGAUUGAUGCUGAUGAAGUUGAAUGUAUCAUAGCCAAUCUUAUUGAUAAGGGUAAAAUAAAAGGUUACAUAUCACACAGUCAUCAAAAACUGGUUGUCAGCAAACAAAACCCAUUCCCUUCAUUAUCAUCAUUUUAAUAAUUAUUAUUUGGAAUAAUUACACGUAGCAAA